Messenger RNA from Mya arenaria, 1535 nucleotides. Its product is annotated as cysteine and tyrosine-rich protein 1-like. NCBI's taxonomy places the organism in Eukaryota, Metazoa, Mollusca, Bivalvia, Myida, Myidae. The record is from RefSeq and is a predicted model, not a curated record. Bases 212 to 718 code for a protein of 168 amino acids. The transcript is spliced from 4 exons.
GUCCAAAUGUAUAUUGUAAUAUAACAUAUUACUAACGGCAGAUAUAGGAUUGUUUUUAUGCUAUAUUUAGACAUUCAAUGAACUGUCUUUUCACAAUAUUUUGAAAUAACACUAUACUACAGCCCGCAAUAAGAAGGUUUUGACAGUUAAAACGAGAUCAAUAGAAUACUUGUACGUGCAUUCAAUGCAAACUUAAUGAUCGGUAAACAAAAUGGCGGAUAUUUUGUAUAUUUUAACACUGGUGUUUAUGCUUCAUUUUGUGAGCGCUGAAUAUUGUAACAAGUACGGGUGGAUUUCGUCUCAAUACUGCGUCUAUGGUUGCUGCACUGACUAUGGACACUCGGGCUACGAGAAGUGUUGUAGCAGUUAUAAUUACGAUCAUGGAAUAGCUGUCGGACCCAUCGUCGGCAUUGUGGUUGGCUGUGUGAUUCUGAUCGUCAUCGUUAUCAGUAUCAUCGUCUGUUGUGUCUGCUGUAUGCGGAAUUCACGUAGGACGCAAGGACAAACCAUCACUACGGGGGCUAGCGGUCCUUACAUCAUGAAUCAGAUGACAUACGGGGUCCAGGCGGGACAGACACCUUACGGACAGCAGCCAUACCCAGCUCAACCGCCCCUUCAUACCGAACAUAUGGCCCCCGGAACUACACUUGUCAAUAGCCAGGCGAUGCAGGGGCCACCGUCAUAUGAAAAAUGCGCCAACAAUACGAAUAACCUGUAAUUGAUGUUUAAGCAUUCCAAAGUGUUAACUUGUAGAUAAUAUUACGCGAUGGAAACAGAAAUGCGAACAUGCACACCUUCAUUACAAGCGUGUAUGUAGUAAUAAUUCUACGGGAACAAUGGAAUUUGUACGUAAUGAACGGUUCCGUUAGUAAAUGAUAACUUAACAUGUUCAAAAAAGUGUUUCAUUUAAACAUUUACAGUUCCAGAAAACUAAGAAAAUCACAUGUCAAUCAACUUCAAAUACAUAGCGGUGAUACCCGUGCGCCUUUAUCGGGAAGGGCCAAUUUCCUUUAAUAGUGAAGAUCAAAAAAGGAUGACAAGACGACCGAAACUACCGUGUAUGACAUUGCGCGCCUUGCAUAUCAUGUAAAAGAAACAUCUCAAAUGUUUGCACUUUUCAUCUCAAUAUUCCACUGCAUUAUAGUAUAUAUCAUGAAAUAUUCUAUUGUUAAGUGAGUAUUGUAGUCAAAGGUGCGAUAAAACAUCUUUGACUUCUAUCUAAAAAACCCAGAAGUGUCUAUAUUAUAUUAGGUCUCAAUUAUGUAUAGAUCUCAUCUUGUGCAAUGGUACACUGUUCAUCAAGAUGCAAUCGCUGAGCCAUUCUUGCUUUUGCAGUACUAUUUCAAACUUUCGCCCAAAUUAUUCCAGUUUUCUGGACAUAUAGUAUUUUGGAAAUAGUACUAUGUAUUGUUUACCGAUAUUCUACAAUGUUGCUUGACAUUAUUAUAAGUGUAUAACAUUUAUAGACAGUUCACUAUAUUUUUCUUUGCAUCAUUUACAAUUUUUAUAGAAAUGUUUUAGUUAAUAAAAUUGUA